This is a messenger RNA of Telopea speciosissima, 1057 nucleotides long. Its product is annotated as reticulon-like protein B5. The record is from RefSeq and is a predicted model, not a curated record. The coding region runs from base 38 to 784 and encodes 248 amino acids. Lineage: Eukaryota; Viridiplantae; Streptophyta; Magnoliopsida; Proteales; Proteaceae. The transcript has 5 exons.
UUUGUCCCUCCCCUACCCUCUUUUUUCAGAGCAUAGGAUGUCGGAUCCUGUCGAAGACGUUGGUUCUGAAUCUCUAAUGGAGAAGAUCAACGAUAAGAUUCACAAUCGCAAUGACUCUUCUUCAUCGGAUUCAGAAAGUGAAAAAUACUUGCCAUCGAGAAAAAAUCGAUUAUUCGGCAGGCAGAAACCUGUUCAUGACAUUCUCGGUGGUGGAAAGUCUGCUGAUGUAAUACUUUGGAGAAACAAACAGAUUUCAGCCUGCAUAGUUGCUGGUGUGACGGUUAUUUGGCUAAUCUUUGAGUGGAUGGGCUAUCACCUGCUUACCUUUGUUUGCCAUUCUCUAAUCCUAGCCCUCGCGACAUUGUUUAUCUGGACCAAUUUCUCGUCAUUUAUUAAUAAGUCACCGCCUAAAUUCCCUGAGGUAAUAUUACCAGAAGAUCUGUUCAUGAGUAUCGCACUGUUGUUGAGGCAUGAAUGCAACGAGGCCUUUGCAACCUUCAGGGAAGUAGCUUCAGGAAAUGACUUGAAGAAAUUCCUCAUGGUGAUUGCAGCGUUGUGGGUUUUGUCGGUUGUGGGCAGUUGGUUCAAUUUCUUAACGCUCUUCUACAUGGUGUUUGUGUUACUACACACAGUACCAGUGCUGUAUGAGAAGCAUGAGGAUCAUGUGGAUACUUUUGCUGAGAAGGCAAUGGUGGAAAUCAACAAGCAAUAUGCAGUAUUGGAUGCCAAGGUGCUUCAGAAGCUUCCAAAGUUACCCUUUAACAAGGAUAACAAGCAGCACUGAUGAUAAACCACAGAUCUACAACAGCCACUACAGAGCCACUCCUCUAUUUCAUUGAGGUUUUUUGGCCCAUCGUUUAGCUUUCUUGGGAGUUUAGUGACAUAGUUCUUAUAAAUUAUACAUCGCUCAACAGCCUUGGGCAGUGAUUAUAGUGUUUUUCUUUUUCAUCUUCUCUGUUUUCUUUGUUUCUUUGCGAAGUGGACAACUUUCUUGCUUUUGGACAUGCCUUAAAGCAUAAGAGACCUGCUUAUCAACACUGUGCGAAGGUUAAAAUUU